Messenger RNA from Amphimedon queenslandica, 824 nucleotides. RefSeq lists its product as uncharacterized. Bases 105 to 824 code for a protein of 239 amino acids. The record is from RefSeq and is a predicted model, not a curated record. Lineage: Eukaryota; Metazoa; Porifera; Demospongiae; Haplosclerida; Niphatidae. The transcript is spliced from 5 exons.
AAUGAAGUCCAGCAUUCCAUUCCAGUAGUCCAUUCCAGUAAUCCAUUCCAGUGAAUGCAGACACCCAGAUAGACCUAUACAUCAGGAGUACGAUUCACAUCAAUAUGGUUUGCCUUUCUGUAACUAGACCUAUAAGUGCUUUGUUUUUCAUUGCCACUCUUUAUCGCCAGUUGUCUGAUUGUGCUAGUGCUAAUAUAACGGUUCAGCCAGUGUCUAUUAAUACAACACUCAACUCUACUGUUGUCUUCUCUUGUGAAGGAGCUGGUGAUGAACUUACUGUCCGAGUUAAUGAUGAACAAGCUUCUAGUUACGAUGUUAAAAAAAAAGGAUUUAGAUUUAGUGCAACAACAAACGAUAGUAGUGGUAUCACAAGAGCAGAGCUACAAGCAGUAGCAUACGAUGAUAAUAAUAAUACUAAAGUAAAAUGUCUGGCUGUUACUUAUGAACCUCGUGAAAGAGUAUUCAGCAAUACAGCAAAAUUUAUGAUACAAGGUCUAUUGAAUAGUGUUGUUGAUCUGAAUUACACUUUCAUUAAUGGAUCCAGUUGUACUGAUGGUGAAGCCCCUAGGAAUAUAACUGUUAUUAUACAAUGUAAUGAAACUGGUGUUGUACUAACGGAGAAUACUAAACAAUUAAUAAAUAUAACAGGAUCAGUACCAAUACCGCUAAAUCAAAAGUGUAAUAUCAGUAUUAGCGAGGCUGGUAGUACAUAUAUACAAACAGUUGAUAUUACCAUACCUCCUAUAAAAACUAGCUCAUCAUCACCAAGUGUCACACCAACUUUAGCACCAACUACUCCACCAAAAACAUCAUCUUCAGGUUAA